AUGAAGAUCCAUAAGAUGAUUCCCAGCCUAUGUACAUGGCAGAUCUCCAUGCUCACUCUUAUCACCAAUAUCCUCUUUGUUACAUCCACCUCUCCAUCUCCUAACCCUAGCCACCAUGAUCUCUUGGCGCUCUUAUCCCUCAAAUCCCACAUAACAAGUGAUGCACUGUCGUCAUGGGAUGCAGCAAGCAACGACACCAGCAAACCAGUUCCUAAUUUCUGCAAAUGGACUGGUGUGACUCAUGGCGACCGUCGCCACCCUGGCCAUGUCACUGCCAUAGAUCUGCAUGGCUAUGGCCUUGGAGGCACCAUCUCUCAAGACAUCGGCAACCUCACAUACCUCCACUUCAUUGAUCUGUCGUCCAAUAAUCUGGUAGGUGAUAUUCCCUCCAGCCUUGGCAAUUGCAGAAGACUUCGUACUAUGAAUUUGAGCAGUAACCACUUGUCUGGUUCUGUCCCUACUCCUCUGGGUCACCUAUCAAAGCUCAAAAUUUUCAAUGUCAACUACAACAAUCUGACUGGCGAAAUUCUCACGACACUAUUUAAUGUCACAACGCUAAUGUUCCUUAGAAUUGGGGGAAACUCCUUUCAGGGCCAAAUCCCCAGCUGGUUGAGCAACCUAACAUCAUUGACUGAUUUGUAUCUUGUGAAUAACAACUUCAGUGGCAACAUCCCUGCAGAUUUAUGUAAGUUAAGUAACCUCACGGGGUUUGAUGUAAUGAAUAACAAGCUUGACGGCCCUGUUCCUCCAUCACUCUUCAAUAUUUCGUCCAUCACUAUCUUAGGUCUUGCCAAGAACCAGCUUACAGGAUCACUGCCACUUGAUAUUGGCUUUAAGCUUCCCAAGCUAUAUGCUUUGGUCACAUAUAACAAUUACUUUGAGGGUCCAAUACCAGCCUCCUUAUCAAAUGCAUCUGAACUCCAAUAUCUGAUUCUUCGUGGAAACCAAUAUCAUGGUUUUAUCCCAUGGGAGAUUGGUAUUCAUGGUAAAUUGAAGUUUUUUCGUAGGCCACAAUGA
Messenger RNA from Miscanthus lutarioriparius, 1017 nucleotides. The record is from the annotation of a GenBank genome assembly. NCBI's taxonomy places the organism in Eukaryota, Viridiplantae, Streptophyta, Magnoliopsida, Poales, Poaceae.